UGCCAAGUUUCCCUCUCUUCUUUCAAUUCUUUGAAUCCAUAUAUCUACUUUCACAGUUUCACCCUCCAUUAUCUUCUUCUCUCUUUGCCUUUUUUCCCCCUUUUGUAAAGAACAAAAAAUGGCAAAGCAAAGCCGAUCUAAGAAACCAGAGAAACUAGGCAAAGGGAAAGUCACUCCGGUGCAAGUCGCAUUCAUCGUCGACCGGUACCUUUCCGAUAACAAUUUCUCCGAAACCCGUUCCGUUUUCAGAUCUGAAGCUUCUUCUCUUAUCUCUAAAUCCCCCGUUCGAGAGGCGCCGAAGAGUUUGUUAAGCUUGGGGGCGAUGUUAAACGAGUACAUUAGUUUAAAAGAACAAAAGGUAAUAGCAGAGCAAGAGAAAGCUCGUUUGGAGCAAGAGAAAUGUAGGGUUCAAUCUCUUUUGCAAGGGAUGCAAUCUGUGAUGAACGCUUUUAAUGCAAGCUCUACUGUACCUGUUCCUACUAUGAUCUCUCAUGCUAAUGCGACUAAACCGACGGUGACGGUUCCUCAGUCAAUUCCGACUGCUGGUUCUCCUCCAGGCCUUCCUAUGUAUAGUACACCAACUAUUAUUCCAGUUUCCGGUCCUAGAAAUUCAAUAAUGGAGCGUGAUAAGUACUCCACACCACUUACAAGUGAGCUAUCAACAAAAAAUAAAAGGACUUUUGAGGUUGCCAAUGAAGCCCCAACAGCUGCAAAAAGAACUCGUAGCAAAUUAACUUCUAGGAGGUUAACAAGCCAAGGAAUGAAUAAGCUUGCAGAGUCUGAUAAUGGAAAGAAUAAUAGCCAAGUAGCUGGUCAGCCAACUUUAAAUCGAUCCUUGUCCCCCGAUUGCGGAGCCAAUGAAUCGACGACACACAUAUCCGGUGUUGCCAAAUGUUUGUUCAAUCAACCACAGCCUAUGACACCCCCUCAAGCAGUUUCCCCUCAGAGUGAAAAAUUGAUGACUCCGGUCGAUGUUUCUUCAACUGUGAAUUGCAGUCUAAACAAUACUCCACAAGGGAUUACUCCUACAAACUGUACUAUAAUUUCAACCGAGAGGGUCACGGUUAGUCCUUUAAAACAAGUGACAUGUUACACCAUUGAGAUGAACCAUUGCAUUUCUUCUUGUUCACCGGUUAAGACAUGCUCGAAGAGGGUUGGCAAGAGGGAUCAUGUAAAGAGCAGGCUCGACUUUGAUGGUACCGAAGUGAUGGAAAACGUGCACAAACCGAUGACAAACGAGACUUCAACAUCUGAAUCCGAAAUGGAUGCUGAUCUUUUCGACCUUGAUUUGCCUAAUUUAGAUGCUUUGGGAGCGAAUUUCUCUUUCUCUGAAUUGUUGGUUGACCUUGAUCUUGGAUGUGAUGGAACAAAUGGCUACCCUUGUGAACCAACAUUGGCCACUUCUGGAGAUGCUCUUUCAGGGUCAUCACAUGAAUCAGGGAAUGGUAAUAUGGGGGCUAAUCAAGUGAUGUCAGAGUUUUCAUCUACUUUCAGGGAAGUGUUUUCAGAGAAAGAUAUGAAUGUACAAUGCGGACCUGACACUGUGACUUCAAUGAAGUCUAUGACAAAAUGCAUAAAAAUAGUAAGCCCAGUAAAAGGUCGAAGGGGUUCGUUGGAGAAACAAGGUUGUCCUGGUACGAAAUGAGUGGUUUUUACCAUGAUGAUGACUACUUCGGCUGACAUGCACCAUCGCAACACUCUCUACAAGCAAUGCCUACCAAACACCAUUGUUUAAACAUGCCACUGAGUUAAGUUAUCUGUAAGAUCAGGUUAUGUUUGAGAUGACAAGUCAUUGAAAUCGACGUGCCCAUAUGACUUUUGUUUUGAAAGUUUGGGCAACAAUUAUGUGCUCUGCACACUUGAGAAAUAUUUAGGUAGAUUACUAAAUUUUGUAUAUGCAACGGAGAUGCUUAUGCGCUGGAUUCAGAUUGGAAUAAUACAAUAUAUCCAGAUGAAAUUUUAAGUAUAAA
Molecule: messenger RNA, 1970 nt
Organism: Gossypium raimondii (Peruvian cotton)
Lineage: Eukaryota; Viridiplantae; Streptophyta; Magnoliopsida; Malvales; Malvaceae
Exons: 7
Coding region: 119-1645 (508 amino acids)
Source: RefSeq, a predicted model, not a curated record